UCCAAAACUGGUCAGAACCAAGGAAUCCGUCCGAAGUUCGUAGUUUCCUCGGCCUUGCAGGUUAUUAUUGCAGAUUUAUUGAGAGGUUCUCGAAGAUUGCCCUCCCUUUGUCCCAGUUGACGAGGAAGUCUGUGAAGUUCGAAUGGACAGACCGUUGUGAGUCGAGCUUUCAGGAGCUGAAAGAAAGGCUUACGACGGCACCGGUGUUGACUAUUCUGGAUCCUUCUCGGAGUUUCACCAUCUAUAGUGAUGCUUCGAGACAGGGUUUGGUGUGCGUACAUAUGCAGGAUGGCCGGGUUUUAGCGUACGCUUCACGUCAGUUGAAGCCCCAUGAGCAAAACUAUCCUACGCACGACUUGGAGUUAGCUGCAAUGGUACAUGCACUUAAGAUAUGGCGACAUUAUCUUUAUGGCGGUCGGUGCGAGAUUUAUACCGAUCACAAGAGUCUGCAGUAUAUUUUCACACAGAAGGAGCUCAACAUGUGUCAGCGACAUUGGUUAGAGCUCGUUAAAGACUAUGACUGCACGAUUCAGUAUCAUCUGGGGAAUUCGAAUGUUGUAGCUGAUGCCCUGAGCCGAAAGGUAAAGGGUGAAUUAUCAUGUUCUAUUACUCAGCAGCGCCAUCUUGUUCAAGAUUGCCCGAAUGCAGAUUCAGGUCGUCAAGUCACUUCCUGCGGAGAUCACGGGGAGUGUCAGCUCGAUGCAGAUUCAGCCCAUGUUGAGAGAUCAAAUCUGGCGGGA
This is a messenger RNA of Striga hermonthica, 740 nucleotides long. Lineage: Eukaryota; Viridiplantae; Streptophyta; Magnoliopsida; Lamiales; Orobanchaceae. The record is from the annotation of a GenBank genome assembly.